Messenger RNA from Cyclopterus lumpus (lumpfish), 7288 nucleotides. RefSeq names its product histone-lysine N-methyltransferase ASH1L-like. The transcript is spliced from 14 exons. The coding region runs from base 634 to 6549 and encodes 1971 amino acids. Gene Ontology annotation, molecular function: DNA binding. The record is from RefSeq and is a predicted model, not a curated record. Lineage: Eukaryota; Metazoa; Chordata; Actinopteri; Perciformes; Cyclopteridae.
ACAUACACGCACACACACACACACGCUGCUGCACCCUGACACGUUAACAGCUCGCGUGAGCACAAUCUGACCCAUUCUUACUGGCCUAGGGAGAGCGAUGCAACUUUCCCCGAGAGAAGUGGGCAAAAGAUAAGAUCCAGUAUAACCAGUCCGCCACCUAGCUGCGGAGACGCGCCGACGAAGAUCCGUCGACUAUGAUUAUGAAAACACCCGCGCCAAUGUUGUUGCACAGUCGGCUCCGCGCUCCGAUGAGACUGAAACUCGGUUUAAGGAGGUGUUUUAACCUCCGCUGCUCUCAGUUAUGUAAUCAAAGCAACAUCUAAUGCACCAAACAGCUCCGGAUUGCAGUUGGUGAGAAGGUGGAAAGCCGGACAGCAACACCGUAACCUCAUGCCUCAAACGCAGUUGGCUCCGGGACGCGCUCUCGGUUGAAGCCUAAAGGACAAAAGUGAGAACUUCCUUCGCUGGAUGACGUAGAGCAACUGUACUUGGACUAUUACAGGAUAUUCUUUUGGAAAUCUCCUGACCGACACCUACAUUCUGCUCCUGAUCCCAACAACCCCACUGGGGUAAUUUAAAAGUGUUAAUACUGGAAGCUCCACAGCAUCCUGCCUCUCCCCCCUGACUUCUCUGAUGGACCAGAGAGUGAAGGGGAGAACCCCUACAACCACAAACUCCACUCUGGACCCCACCUCUGCAUCUGAAGACUCUGAAGUGGUAGAGAAAAAGAAGAGGGGUGAGGUGGAGAAAGGAGAUGUAGGGGAAAAGGAGGAGGAGAAAAGAGGAGUAGUGAAAAAGAGAGAAGGAGACAAGGGGGCAGUGCUGGAGUUGCUCAUUGAGGGGCGUUGUGGAAGCGCAGGGCAGCAACAGCUUCAGAUCUCUGGCAGAGAGACCAGCUGCCCUGAGGGGAAUGUACGUCUCCGAAUUGGACUCCAGGCCAAGCGCACCAAAAAACCGCCCAAGAUCUUGGAGAGCUACGUCUGCAAGCCCACCGUCAGGACCUAUCAGAGACAAGCCCGAGGGGGACUGCUGAGGGGGAAUGGAGACGGAGGACCGCAGAAUAAAAGCAGCUCCACUCCAGACGAAGCAACCAGAGAUCAACAUUCAGGCUUGGAUUCUGUCCAGACCACAUCUAAACAAACUGCAUCCGCUGCUUCACCACCACUUGCAUCAUCAUCAUCAUUAUCAUCUUCAUCAUCACUGGCGUUAUCAUCAACAAUUUCCACGACAGCCCCGGCCAUAACCAGCCAUAGGACCAAGUCUGUCAAACAGGUUCCUAUCAAACUGGCCAAUAAGACAGAGGUGAAUUCAAAUGGCUCAUCUGAGAGAGUGAAGAAAAAGAAGCUUCCCAGUGUCAAUGGCAAGCCUGUCUCUGCAGGACACAAACCCUGCUUUGCUACAACAGACCAAACAGCUUCAAUUACUCCUCCCACCACAUGCAUCCAAGGCCCAUCUGCAUCGGAAACCAGGAAUGAAGGGAAGACCUCCAAGAAACAUAAUGGUUGGGUUCAGACAGCAAAAAAGAAGGGACUAUCUAAUGGGAAAGGCUCUGUCGACAUACUUGGCACUUCCACCUCGCAGAAAAACAAAGUUGGAAAACACAGCAGUUCCUCCUCUGUUUCCUUCAUGGACUCCUCAACAAGACUUCCAGCCUUCCCCAGCUCCCAUAAAGAACUCAGUCUGUCCAAUAAGAGUAGACCAGACUCUCCUUCCUCUUCUUCAGUCACCCCUAAACCACAGCCCCUUCCCAUUGUGGCUCUCUCCUCUGCCCAAACCCAAGAUCAGGAUCCCUCUCUACAGGCCUCACUAGAGACAAAGAGAGACAAAGAGAGGAAAGCAAAGAAAGACAAACAGAAAGACAAAAAAUCAAAGAGAGAUAGAUUGGGAGCUGAGAGAGCAAAGAGUCAGAUCAGAAAGGAAGAAGGGAAGAAGAAGAAAAAAGAGAAAGGGAAAUAUUGGAAAUCAAGGCAUGGUAAAGAAAAAGAGGAAGGGCAUAGGACUGAUGAUACGUGGAGGGAUGAGUCAAAGACUGAAAGAGGAAAGGCAGAGAAAAAGAGAGAUACACUUAGCCCAGACAGUCUAAGACCAGAGGAUAAUACAUUUGGUGAAACAGUUGAUACUGGUAAACUAGAUAAAACCUAUAACGUCAUGAAUCCAGGCAGACCAGAUGAUAUAAACAAGAUGGAGGACAGUUGUAAGCCAGUUAAACAAGCUGAGCCAGAAACCGCAACAGGUGACUCCAGUAAAUCAAAAGAACAAGAUGUCUCAAGACAUUCAACUGUGCCUCCAAGCCACCCCCUCUCUUCUGCUCCCCCCUCUCUGCCCACUCCCUCUGCCCGUGCCCCUGUUUCUCCCCCUUUUUCCCCCCAAGAGCAGGACAGCCGUCCGCUUAAGAAGCGUAAAGCCAGGCGGCCCAGCUGGACCAAGCUGGUGCACCGGGCUCAGAGGCUGGAAAAUCAUGAAGCCCCUUCAGAUUCCCAACAUAAUCCUUUACUAAGUUUCCCCCAGAACCCCAAGAUGCCCCUUCUUGCCAAGGCCACUAUUCAUCAGAUUGAUGAGUCACACACAGCUCCCUCUGGCUCGUUAAACAGCAGCUCCUCCCCUCUCUCGUCUGCAACCAAACCUCCAUCUCCAAAGCAGAGUCAUCCCACAUCCGACCCUAGUUUCCCUGCUUCCAGAUGCCCCAUAGCCCCUGCCCGAAAAAGGGGCCGCCCAAAAUCUCACAGCUCUAGCUCAGAUGAACCUCCCACGAGGCUUUUACCAAACGCUAUCCCAACUGAGGUGCCUCUAAUGGGGUGUGACAGAGUUCAAAAAGCCCCAGUGCUGGAGCCAAGUCCAAAACUGCAGUGCGCCGCUCAGUCUAAAUCCAGCCCUAAAAAGCGUGGACGUCCCCCCAAGCGACCCCUCCCCGAGGACCACAGUCGAGAUGCACUGAAUCGCACUGAAAGGAGUGAAGAUUUUCACACUCCUGAAAAGGGGAACAGGCAGCUAAAGAUCAGGAGGCUGAUUAACGAAAUGAAGAAAAGAAAGAAGAGGAGACUUCACAAGGCAAUGCUGUCUGGGUAUGUGGGAAAGGAGGCAAGAGGAGACCAGCCAGCAGAUCCCGAGACCUCUCUGAGAAUGAGUAAAUCAAUAGAGGCUACAACAGUACACACACUCUCAGCCCUGUCUUCCUCCUUUGGGAGCAAGUUGGGCCCUCAGAUCAAUGUGAGCAAGAGAGGGACCAUCUACAUGGGCAAGAGACGAGGACGCAAGCCGAAAGCUAACACCAACUCCCAGAACACCACACAGUCGUCCUUGUUUAACAAUCCCUCUGAAACAUCUCUCUUCUCAUCUAACCAACCCCAGCCUCCUCCCUCUCACCCAUUUCCAUCUCCAUCUCUCACCCACUCAAGUGGGGCCCAGAGCCCUUAUAGUGAAGGCAGCCUCACAGAACCAACAUCUUCCCUACUUUUUCCUCACCCUUUCUCCCUCCCUUCCCCAUCAUCCUCCUGUACCUCCCCCCGUCCUCUCUCCUCCUCGUCCCUCUAUCCUUUUGUGAAGAAGAGUUGUCCAUGUCAGGGAAGGCAUCAUUUUCCCUUUCACCAGUCUUCAUGUAAGCUUUCCUGUCCCACCCCUCCGCUGCAUCAUACACCAGGCUCUCCGGGCCACCUGAAAGAGGCCACCCCCAGGGCCUCCCCCAGGAGUGAGUCGCACAGCGAGGACACGCUGCCUAGCGACAGUGGGAUUGGAACGGAUAACAACAGUGUUUCUGAGCGAGCGGAGAUGAGGGGGGUUAGAGGCAUGUUCAGGUUGGGUCAGGGGUCAGGAGGGAUUUUGGUGGGUCAAAGGCACCCCUCCUCUCUUGGGGAUCGUCCCUCUCCUGUCUCUUCACCCCUCUCUCUAAUGCCGAGACACACAAACCCCGGCCCCAACUCAACUACUGUGGAGCGGCACAGAGACCGACACAGGCACAGGCGAAGGGAUUACGACUGUUCCUCUUCCUGUUCUUGCUUGUGCCCGUGCUCCUGUCCAGGACACAACAAGUGCUCUCAUUUGGACUAUUACCCAUGCCUUGGACACAAUGCACUGAAGAGACAGAAAAAUAAACAUAAGAAGAAGCACCAGCAGCUGCACAUGCAGGAUCCAGAGUUUCUGGCCGAGCUAGAAGAUUUGAUUGGUCAGUUCAGCGAGAUCCACAUCGGACGGCGAAGUUGGGCGAGGACAGGACUGGGACAGGGCUCUGAUGGGAGUAGGAGUGCUGCUGGGGGAAGGCGUCAUCACUCCUCACAUUCUCUCCGCUCCAACAUCUUCAGGAUCAAUCUGAAUGGCUUCUACUCUCCUCACCCCUCACCUUACUCUGCUAAUCCCUCCUUCUCCCCCCAGCCUUUCUACCCUUGCCAGCCAGUGCAUUGCAGCAGGAAGCCGGACAGCAGGCAAUGUGGUUGCUCGUCAAAAUUUCAGGAGACCAUUGAAAAUAUGGGCUUUUACGGCAGCUAUCCCCCAGCCACACCACUUUAUCACCACCUCCCCAGCUCCUACCAGCUUCCCUCACCACACCAGUAUUCCCCCCAUCAGUCCCAUCAUGCACACUUCCUCCUCAACCCAGCCAGAUUCCACAGGCGAAGGAGCAGGUUGCUGCGGGAGGGAGCUUUAGGAGGGCAGGUUGAGGGAGAUAUAGGAGGCAGUGGAGGAGCCUCACACCUCAGUUCAGGGUUCACAUCCAGCCUCCCCUGUGGCUGUGGGAGGAGUGAACACAAACACAAACAUAAACACCGGCACUGCGAGCAAGACAUGGAUGAGGAAGAGGAGUUGCACGAGGAAGAUGGAAUUGAGAGAGAGGGGUUGGCUAGUUCAAAGCCAAGGGCAGGGUUCAUUUUGGGGCAAGGUGAAGCAGGAAGAAAAGGGUCCAGAGGAAUGGGGUCCGCUGCUGCUGCCACAUCGUCAUCCUCAGCAGAGAGGUUCAAACACACAUCUCUCACCUCACUAGGGCUGGGCUCCUCUCACCUGUCUUCAUUUGGAGGAAGCUGGGGCGGUCUGGGCCAGAGCUGGAAACAAUUUGGGGGCCUGGGAGGCACAGGAUUUGGAAAUACAACUCCCAGCUGGAGAGGCUUUACUGGAGAGCAACAUACAGGCAGACGGAUCGCAUCAGACGGAGAGGACGAAGACGGCGAGGACGAGUUACACCUGUACAGGACGUCACCGUCCCCAACACACACCAACCUGUUCACAUCAGUUGCCUUGGCAACAGGGGGGACGGGUCUGAGGAGCGGAUUGGCCUGUAAGAGUCCAGGAAGUGGGGACAGGUCAUGGAGGAAAGAUGAGCCAGCCUGGACUGAGAGGAGAGAAACAGGUUUACAAGGUGAUUCAAGAUGCCGGGUGCAGCAGAAGCCCAUGCCAACGCCAGACAGUGUGGUAGGGGGGGGGAAAAGAAGGCCAGGCCGGCCCAGAAAGCAUCCACUCCCCUCCACUGUAUCCUCCCUCAUGCACUCAUCUGCAGCUCCCUCCAUGUCAUCACCCGACCUCUGGCCGGGACACAAAAGAGAUGGGAGAGAAGUAGGAGGGCCAGAGAGAGAUAGAGGAGGCGACACAGGGCAGCAGGUGACAGGAGAGUUGGAGCUGCAGGCCAGGAAGAAAAGGGGACGGAAAAGAAAACAUGGUGACUCUCCUUGUCAUCAGAGUGUCGCUGAGGAUAAACCCGAGUGUGACACCCCCCCUGAAUGUUUUAGCCCAUCAGAUGUCGACCAGGCUCCAUCUCAACCAGAAACCAUCCAAAGAGAGGAGAGCGCAGAUGGGCCUCCCAGGAAGAAGUUUUUGAGGGCAGGUCUUUACUCAGAUGAUUACAAAACUACAGACCCGCCCUCCAAAGCCCAACAGUUGUGCAAUGAGAGUAUGGAUUACUCACCGGGGGAGCAUGAAUAUAGCCUUUUACCUGCUCCCAUACAUGUUGGGAAGUACCUUAGGCUGAAGAGGAUUCAUUUCCAGUUACCUUAUGAUGUUAUGUGCCUGUGGCAGAACAAUCAGCUCCAAAAGCAGCCUGCUGUCCCCCUGAAGAGGAAGCGGCGUUACUGCCGGCUGAAGGAGAGGAGUGUGUCCUCUCAUCGGACAGCGGAGAGCUCUAGCGACAUCACCAGCUUGUUUCCGCACCUCGACAUGGAGCCUUUGAGCAGCAGCGAGAGGAGCUUUGUGGUGAAACACCACGUGUUCCUUGUGAGGAACUGGGAGCUUGUGAGAGACCGACAGAUCCGACUGAGGAUCGAGAGGGAGAGAGACGCAGAGGCAGAGGAGCAGGACUCACAGCGCCUGUCCUGUGAUGGAUCCAGUGGGGACGAGAGCCACAUCAUGUCAGAUCAGCAAGUGGGGGUGGAGGUGACGGUUACCAGCAGGGACCACCACCAUCAGAGUCAGGACACCUCCAGCUCGCUCACUGCCAGCCCCUGUCCCACCAGCACCCAGAACAGGCGAGAUGAGGACGGAGAGGAAGAAAAACGAGGGGAAGAAGAGGUCUGCAGCAGAGAACAGAGGAGGAAACGGCUGAAUGAUUUACUUUUGACCCUGCAGCAUUCAUAAGCUACCAAUGAGAGGUGGGACCACUCUGAGAAAGGGACCAGGCCUGCCACCGGACAGACGGACAGGAACUGAGGUCACAACACUGCUAUCAACAGUAGUAGUGCCACAGAGAACACGCGAGGAAAAAGAAGAAGUGAGAUGGAGAAUUAUAGCAGCGAAAAAAUGCAAGAAAGACAUCUCACACACUCACAGAUGAGUGUGGUGAACCUAGCGCUCUGAAGGGCAUCACACCAAGGAUGAAACCAUGGCAACACAUCUUUUGUCCAAGCUGCAAGGGAUGAGAGAAACUGAUACAAACUGUCCUGGAUGAAAGAAAUAAAAGAAACAGACCAGCUGAAAUGAAUUUGCACUAGUGCUGGAUGAUCAAGCACACUAAAGACUGUAUGUAUGUAUGCUGAGUGAACACACUAUAAACACACACACACACACACACACACACACACUUUGUUUGCUCUUACUUAGGCACCUUAAGCAAAGACAGACAUUGGUCAGAGACUGAAAGUGGACAUAUAUGGUACUCAGCAUUUCAGCUCUGAAGUUUCCAAGAGACAAGGAGCUCAGGAGCUGCCCGGGGAUACAAAAAUGUGAGGCCUAGGCCCUAAGUAGGUCAAAUUGAACCCUCAUUUACUCAUUAAGCUUUCAAAGUCACAUUGCACCUUUGGGAUAUGACACAAGGAGAAAUUAACCAGUUGAAAGCUGCUGCUGAGACAGUGGUCAGGUUUUUUUCUCACUUUACCAA